Molecule: messenger RNA, 393 nt
Organism: Colletotrichum orchidophilum
Lineage: Eukaryota; Fungi; Ascomycota; Sordariomycetes; Glomerellales; Glomerellaceae
Exons: 1
Coding region: 1-393 (130 amino acids)
Source: RefSeq, a predicted model, not a curated record
AUGGGCAAGUGCCUCUCACGCCUGCGGCCUGCAGCCUGCCCAGUCACCGGUGUCUUGGGGGCCGUGGGAGCGUGCCCGUCGUGUGGUAACGAGGUGGGGGGAAGGGAAGGGACAGCCCGUUAUGGUGCACCCACACUGACUGCACUCGCCUGCACCUUCCCCAUCUCCGACUCGACCGAGGUGUCAACCUGCCAUCUGCCACCUGCCACGGGGCUCGGGUGGAUCCCUUUUACUCCCUUUCCUAUCCAGGAAACCUCCCAGGCCGGCCGUUACCUGGCAUCGAUCAGCCAGAAGUUGACAUCUGACCACGGCAAGUACAGUGCCUUUAUGCGAGAAAUGCGACCAGUCUUUCGUUGCUUCCUGUCACGUCCGUUCCGAACGCACACCGGCUAG